Messenger RNA from Gossypium arboreum, 867 nucleotides. RefSeq lists its product as uncharacterized. The record is from RefSeq and is a predicted model, not a curated record. NCBI's taxonomy places the organism in Eukaryota, Viridiplantae, Streptophyta, Magnoliopsida, Malvales, Malvaceae. The coding region runs from base 1 to 867 and encodes 288 amino acids. The transcript has 3 exons.
AUGGUCAAUGUUGGGGUGGACAAUGAGGAGUCUCUCUAUCCUCCGAGUUUCACUCCGAAAAAUGCACAGGCAUGUCCACAAGGUGUACCAAUUAUCAAAACUCAGCAAAAUCAGGCCAGUACCUCAGCACUAGUGAAUUAUCUGAUAGGCUCAGACUCUAAUCUGUGGGGCAAUCCAACUACCCCUAUAGUUCCUAGUUUGAACGAAAUGGAAAAAGUAAAGAUGGAACUGCCAAAACAACUCAAAGAUCGGUAUAGGUGGUUGGAGGAAAAAUUCAAGGCGAUGAAAAAUGCUGAUGACUAUCAUAGAAUUGACGCUAGAGACCUAAGCUUAGUUCUAGACUUAAUACUUCCUUACAAGUUCAAGAUGCCUGAAUUUGAAAAGUAUAACGAGACUAGCUAUCCCGAAGCUUACAUCACCAUGUUUUGCAGACGAAUGAUUGGGUAUGUCAAUAAUGACCAGUUAUUAAUUCACUGUUUCCAAGAAAGUCUGAACAUAGAAAAGAAACCGAAUGAGAGUUUUCGGCAAUACGCCCAAAGGUGGAGGGAGGUUGCCAUGCAAGUUCAGCCACCUCUCCUAGAAAAAGAGACUACCAUGCUUUUCAUCAAUACUCUGAAAGCCUCAUUCAUUAACCAUAUAUUGGGAAGCACUACUCUGAGCUUUUCAGAUAUGGUAAUGUCUGGUGAGUUGAUUGAAAAUGCAAUAAGGAGCGGGAAGAUAGAUGUGGGAGAAAGGUCCCCAGAUAUCAACGACAAGAGCAAAGUUAUAACUGACUCCCUUUUGGGUUUAGAUAUGUGUUUAAGUGGAUCUCAGGACUUUAAAGAUGAUAAAGAUUGUAGCCUAUGUCCUGGUGGUAGAACAAGAUAA